AUGGUGGGACUAGUUAUUGAACCAUCAAAAUCCAUAAAUGUGGAGGUCGAGAAUCAAGGGAAUGAACCACAUUGGCACCAUCAAAAUGAUUCGGUUUUUUCAAAUUCAAAAGUGACUCCAGCUAACUGUGUGCCAGAUAAUAGCGUGAUUUCCUCUAAUUUGAUUGAGGUGGUAGUCAUGGAUGAGGAUAUUGUUAUCCUCAAUCGUGACUUAAUGGGGAAACAAGGCAGCAAAGACAAUAACCAUAAAAGAGAAGUUGGAGAGAUGGAAGAUGCAAUGAAAUCUUUAGACAACAAAACCCUUGGAUUUGAAAAGAAAAAUGGACAUCAUUACUACAUUGGAUGGGAUGAAAUCUAUGAAGGAGGAGUUCUAAAUUUUGGUGAUGGCAGCGGUGGUGGCCAUGGAAAUGGCGCAGACACUGCAGAUGGCAACGGUGAUGGAGAUGGCGCAGACACUGCAGAUGGCAGCGGUGGUGGAGAUGGCGCAGACACUGCAGGUGGCAUCGGCGGAGGAUGUGGUGGUGGCGGAGGCGGCGGUGGAGGAUGUGGUGGUGGUAGUGGUGGUGGAGGAGGUGUUUAG
Quercus lobata is the source of this 579-nucleotide messenger RNA. RefSeq names its product glycine-rich cell wall structural protein-like. The transcript has 3 exons. Bases 1 to 579 code for a protein of 192 amino acids. The record is from RefSeq and is a predicted model, not a curated record. NCBI's taxonomy places the organism in Eukaryota, Viridiplantae, Streptophyta, Magnoliopsida, Fagales, Fagaceae.